This is a messenger RNA of Sungouiella intermedia, 903 nucleotides long. NCBI's taxonomy places the organism in Eukaryota, Fungi, Ascomycota, Pichiomycetes, Serinales, Metschnikowiaceae. The record is from the annotation of a GenBank genome assembly.
AUGACCGUAGAACUCGAAGAACCUCCUUUGACUCAAGAUCAGACUCAGGUGCUUAAAGACCUCUUUGGUGGAACUAUGGGUGGUAUUGCCCAAGUGUUGGUGGGUCAGCCGUUUGAUACUGUCAAGGUGAGAUUACAAUCUGCUCCAGAAGGUACAUACAGUGGAGCCGGAGAUGUUAUCAAGAAGUUGGUUGCUAAUGAGGGUUUGAGCGGCUUUUACAAAGGUACUUUGACGCCGUUGGUAGGUGUGGGUGCGUGUGUUUCAGUGCAAUUCUCCGUCAAUGAGUACAUGAAGAGAUACUACGAUGCCAAGUUGCACGGCCAACCUUUGUCUCUCUUGCAAUUCUUCAACUGUGGAGCAGUUGCAGGUUUUGCCAACGGUUUCUUGGCCUCUCCUAUUGAACAUAUCCGUAUCAGAUUGCAAACCCAAACUGGUUCGUCGAACUCGUUCUCAGGUCCUGUUGAUUGCUUCAAGAAGGUUUACCAGAAAGGUGGUUUGUUCUCAGGAAUCUAUAAGGGAUUGGCUCCCACCUUGUUCAGAGAGAGUGUGGGCUUAGGUGUCUACUUUGCAACCUACGAGGCAUUGAUUGCUAGAGAGUUAAGCAACAAGGUAUACCCUACCAGAGGUGACGUUCCUGGCUGGAAACUUUGUAUGUUUGGAGGUUUGUCCGGAUAUGCUCUUUGGAUUGUCAUCUACCCUGUGGACGUUUUGAAGUCAAAGUUGCAGACUGACUCCUUAUCAAAGCCAGUUUAUAGAGGUUCAGUGGAUGUUGCUCGUGAUGUGUUCAAGAAGGCAGGUAUCAAGGGCUUCUACAAGGGUUUCGUGCCUACCAUAUUGAGAGCUGCUCCUGCCAACGGUGCCACUUUUGCCGUUUUCGAAUUGACCAUGAGACUUCUCGGUUAG